UGACCGUGAAGAUGGACAUUCUCAGCGACUAUGGCUACCUGUCAGCUAUCGAGUACCCCCUUAGAACAUUUUAUGGCCUUCUCUCUCUGGCGUACGUCCUACUGGGAUUUGUCUGGCUUGCCUUCACGUUUUGCUACUGGAAGGACCUCCUACGCAUUCAGUACUACAUCACUCUAAUGAUAUGCAUCGGCAUAUGUGAACAGAUCACUCUUUAUGCCGUCUAUGAGACACUCAAUAGGACCGGGGUUGCCGUGUUCAGUGUCCUCAUAUUUGCAGCCCUGGUGAGCUGUGCAAAACGUACCCUCGCCCGCUUCCUUGUUAUGGUGGUCUGUAUCGGUUACGGCAUUACAAAGUCGAGUCUGGGCACCGUUUACAAACGAGUGCUUGUCGUGUGUGUUGUCUACUUCAUCUGCUCAGCAAUCGACUCUGGUAUCCUCGUGCAUCAUGGACGUUUUAAGCCUUCGCUUUUGGUGCUCCUUGGGGGCCUGCCACUCAUCUUCAUUGAUCUAGUCAUCCUCUGGUGGAGCCUGAGCUACCUGGCGAGCACUCUGCGUGAGACUAGGAUGCGGCGAAACGCCGUUAAGUACCGCCUUUAUCGUACCUUCAGUGGUCUUCUCAUUUUUGUUGGCAUCGGUAAGCAACAGCGUCCUCCCCCACAGUUGUUAUUCUUCGGUCUCCGUUGUCUAUUUUUUGUAAAAGUUCAAUUUAUAAGCGCAUUCGGAGGAAAAGUGAACUUUUAA
Molecule: messenger RNA, 740 nt
Organism: Dibothriocephalus latus
Lineage: Eukaryota; Metazoa; Platyhelminthes; Cestoda; Diphyllobothriidea; Diphyllobothriidae
Source: the annotation of a GenBank genome assembly